This is a messenger RNA of Ceratitis capitata (Mediterranean fruit fly), 2497 nucleotides long. Its product is annotated as serendipity locus protein alpha-like. Gene Ontology annotation, cellular component: cytoplasm; adherens junction; membrane. Gene Ontology annotation, molecular function: actin filament binding; beta-catenin binding. Gene Ontology annotation, biological process: cellularization; cell-cell adhesion; cell migration. The record is from RefSeq and is marked provisional. NCBI's taxonomy places the organism in Eukaryota, Metazoa, Arthropoda, Insecta, Diptera, Tephritidae.
GAGUGGUAAGUGACUGUGAACUAUUACCGCAACACUUUACUGUAAAUGGUUCAUAUCGGAACAAAGAAGAGAAAUAAAUUCAAUUUUGAAUGUGAAACGGAACUCUGGCUAAAAAUAAACAAUUUUGUGAAUAUUUGAAAUACUUGUUUAUUGAAAAUCCAAUAUGACGGCGGACGGAUCACAGGAGCUGAAGUGCCAACUGAUGAAAUGUAGAGAAGUUAUAUCUGUUGGAUAUAACACAGAAAGUCGAAUUGAAUGGUUAAAUAACUUCUGUGGUUACUUUUAUGAGUUCGCCGAUCGUCUGCAUAAAUAUAUCUCCACCGAAGUCACAGGGGAUCUGUCAGGGAAUGAACAUAUAGAUAUCACUUUUCUUUGCCUAGCUCAGGUGUGCCUGUGUACAAAAUAUUUGGAACGUGUCAUACGAGCUGAGGAAACUGCCGGCAAACCAAUACCAUCUUCUCGAACGCAUUUUAUAGAUCGGAUAAAUUUAUGUUUAGACAAAUUAGUACUAUCAACGAGGAACUUAGAAGUCACAGGAGAUGAAGAAAAAGCUCUUCAACAGUCGCGAUAUCCUUUUUUCGACUUAUUAGAAAUAGCCAUGGAUCAUAUUAAGAACUACAGUAAUUACCAAGAAAGUCUGAAUGAUGAAGUAGAUAAAUCUCGCGAGCUUAAAGAUGCAUUUGACUCCAGCAAAGAAGUUCAUCAAUGCGUUCGUUUCAUGAUUAGUCAGGCACUUGCUUUGGCAAAUGUAGCGUUAAUUGAAGAUAAAACAGCUAUCAGUGCAUUUUCUCAAAAGGUUCUGCAAGAUAGCACUGCAUUUCAACAGGAAUGCCAAAAAAAUUUUGAAACUGGUCGAAACAACGAAUCGAUUCGCAGCCUCAAGGCAUUAGCAUUAGCAGGAUCAAUAAACAAAUUACAUAAACAUGUCGAUGAAACGGUUUUGCGUUUAAUAUUUAUUUGUUUCUCAGAUUUAGAAAAAUUUUCUUUGGAUAAGCUUCGUGCCAAAAUUCAUAAAAAAAGAAAAGAUGAUGCGGAACUAGAUGAGUUCAUAGCAGACUUUGAUGUAAAUAUGGAUAGAUUGGCGCAAAUAGGAUUGUUUGCUUCGAAUGAAACAAAUAAACCGAAAUUAAAGACGUUAGUGCGCAGUUGUAUGGCAUCACUUGAAGCACUCGAUUCUUGCAUUAUACCUUCACUGCAAGCAUCUAAACUCACUGCUAUGCAUUCUGAAAUUUUGGAGCAGCAUUUCUAUGAGGAAAUAAAGAAACUGAAAACAGCUAUUUUUGAUAUCGUAGACGCUGCACCGCUCAUUAGAAGCUAUUUUGAUUUGCUGAAUUCUUGUGUAGCUAAAAUAGAAAAAAAUUUCAACAAAUCCCAAUUAGAUGAUAUACUUCAAAUGGGUGAAUUUGUUUUACAAUUCUUUCAAUAUCCCAGUAAUAAAAAAAUACUUCAACCGACGCAGAAGUUAAUAUACAAUCGCCUAGAACAUUUUCAAAAAUACAAAUUAAUGUUGAAGGAAUGUCGUGCUAUUUUGGUAUGUGCUGGCCAGGUGGAUCACAAACGUAUAGUAAAACGAUUUAAAAUAUUACGCGGCAUAAUGCAAAGGUUCGCAGAUGCACUUGAAUAUGAAUAUAAACAAAAUGAGCCUACGAAACGAAUUGAACCAAACCUUACAUGGGAUAAACUUGCUGUUGGCGAAAAUUUAACUAUCGAUUUAAAUGAAACACAAUUUCAACUUGAGAGUAUAGAACCGAGCAUAUGUAGUAUACUUUACCGCAAUGAGUCCGAUAUUUUUAAAUCACGUAAGCGUGCUCUAAGCGAAUCAAUGUAUGGUAAUAACUCAAGGUGUUCGCCUACAACAAGCCAAGAAAUGCGGGAUAAAGAAAAGCAGAAUUUACAAAGAAGAUUUAGCGCUGAUGGUCCAAAUAAGCAAGAGCGUAGUAGAGUCAGCUUGCGUAGAAAGGAAAGUUUGCGCACAACAAUGUUUAAACGCCAAAAAUCUCUGGAAUCAAGAAAAGCCUGCAAUUUUUAUUUACAAAAUUCUGCCAGUUUGCAAAUAUCAGAAAUACUCGAUCAAAUUUCGGAAAUAUCGUCGAACAACUCGAUACACUCGGGCGAAGAUGUACUCAAUAAAACUCGCAUUGGGUAACUUUUGCAAUGUGGAGUAACACCAUUGCAGUUGAAAAGGGAUUUUAAAAAAUUUAUAUACGGAAUUUCUGCACUGUAAUGUAACAUAUAAUUAUCUUUUAAAAACCUCUGUUUAUACUUUAGUUUUUACUUGUGAAAUGCUUUAAUGGUUUAAAGAAUAUCUUUUGUAUUAUUGUGAUCUCUUUACUUGUUUACUAUGUCCUAUAAAGUUUUUUCAAAUAAUUUUGUAUUUGUAAGCACAUAAUUGUAUAUCCGUAUACAUCAGUUUAUGAAAUAUUUUUUAUUAUGAAUCCCUUAUUUUGCAACCUCACUGUUUUUAUACGCAUAUGUAUGUAAUAAAAUCACUUUUAAA